AUUACCAAGCAAAUCCAGAGAGAGAGAGAGAGAAAGAGAGAAGAUGUUGAAGCCUCAAGUGCAUCAGACUGAGUCUGCUAGAUCACUUAUUCUAUUUCACAAGUCCUUCGUGUCUGGUCAUGUUAGUGCAAAGCUCCCGCUAGGGCUGGCGCCGGCUCUCCUCCGUCAAAAGCAAAAGAAGUGCUGUGUCAGGACCGUCUCCAACGCCAUUAAAGCAGUCACUGGAACAGCUUUGGAGAAAUCUGUGACAGUUAAGGCAGUAGUUACAGUGCAACUAACUGUCAGGGGGCUCCUGUCAAACAUUGGGUUGGAGAAAGGCCUCGACGAUGUUACCGACUUUCUUGGUAAAACUUUGUUGUUGGAGUUCGUUAGCUCAGACCUGGAUCCUCGGACUGGGUUGGAGAAGGAGACCAUCAAGGGGUAUGCUCAAAGGGUUGGUAGAGAGGAGAAAGAGGUCAAGUAUGAGAGUACCAUUAUGGUUCCAGAGGGUUUUGGGGAAGUAGGGGCAGUUCUAGUGGAGAAUGAGCAUCACAAGGAGAUGUACCUCAAGACCAUUGUCCUUGAUGGCUUCCCUAAUGGGCCUGUUAACAUCACCUGCGAUUCAUUUGUUCACAGCAAGUUCGAUAACAAAGAGAAGAGGGUCUUCUUCACUAAUAAGUCUUACCUGCAAUCGGAGACUCCGGGUGGACUAAAGAGGCUGAGGGAGAGGGAGCUAGAGAACCUACGUGGGGAUGGCACUGGAGAGCGUAAAACAUAUGAGAGGAUCUACGACUACGACACCUACAAUGAUUUGGGGGACCCGGACAAUAGUGCUGACAAGGCACGCCCUGUCCUCGGUGAUUCCCAACACCCUUAUCCCAGACGUUGUAGAACCGGACGCCCUCGUUGCAGUACAGAUCCCUUGUCAGAGAAAAGGAGCUUGAGUGUAUAUGUGCCGAGAGACGAGGCAUUUUCUGAAGUGAAGGAAUUGAAUUUUUCAACCAAGACAGUGAAGUCAGUAGUUCAUGCAGUGCUUCCCUCACUUGAGACCGCAAUCCUCGAUGCAGAACUAGGGUUCCCAUACUUCACAAAAAUUGAUUCACUAUUCAGUGAAGGGCUUGCACUACCUAAGCCUAAAGAACAAGGGUCCUUCUUAAGCUCGCUUUUACCAAGACUUGUCAAGUCCCUUAAUGAAGAAGGAGAUCAGCUCUUGCUCUUUGAGGUCCCUGAGAACAUAAACAGAGACAAAUUCGCUUGGUUCAGGGAUGAGGAAUUCUCGCGCCAGACUCUUGCUGGUCUCAAUCCCUUCAGCCUUCAGUUGGUCACGGAAUGGCCAUUGAAGAGCAAACUCGACCCUGAGAUAUAUGGCCCAGCUGAAUCUGCAAUUACUGCAGAACUAAUAGAGCGAGAGAUCAGAGGUGUCAUGACCGUAGAUGAGGCCAUAAAGAGAAAGAAACUGUUUAUCUUGGAUUAUCAUGAUUUGUUGUUACCUUAUGUACACAAAGUGAGAGAGAUCGAAGGGACAACAUUGUAUGGGUCACGGACCUUAUUUAUGCUGACCCAUGAUGACACAUUGAGACCUCUAGCGAUUGAACUCACUCGGCCACCCAAAGAUGACAAGCCUAUGUGGAGGCAAGUUUUUGCCCCUGGUUGGGAUAGCACAAGUUGCUGGCUAUGGAGACUUGCUAAAGCUCAUGUCGCUGCCCAUGACUCUGGCUAUCACCAGCUGAUUGUCCAUUGGCUAAGGACACACUGUUGUACUGAGCCUUAUAUAAUCGCGGCGAAUCGGCAGCUAAGUGCGAUGCACCCGAUCUGCCGGCUGUUAUUGCCCCAUUUCCGGUACACAAUGGAGAUCAAUGCUCUUGCUCGGAUGUUACUUAUAAAUGAAAGUGGGAUCAUUGAGAGCACCUUUUCUCCAGGAAAGUAUUCAAUGGAGCUCAGCUCUGCGUAUUAUGACAAGUACUGGAGGUUUGACAUGGAGGCUUUGCCUGCAGACUUGAUUAGAAGAGGAAUGGCUGUUGAAGAUCCAACGGCUGAUGAGCAUGGUCUAAGUCUAACAAUUAAGGAUUACCCAUUUGCAAAUGAUGGUCUUAUCCUCUGGGAUGCCCUUAAGCAAUGGGUGAGUGACUAUGUCGAUGAAUACUAUCCAAAAGCCAGCCUUGUUGAAUCAGAUGAAGAACUCCAAGCAUGGUGGAAUGAGGUAAGAACUAAGGGCCAUGGAGACAAGAAGGAUGAGCCAUGGUGGCCCACCCUCAAAACUCAAGAUGAUCUAAUCCAAGUAGUGACAACCAUCAUCUGGGUCACCUCCGGCCACCACGCAGCCGUCAACUUCGGGCAAUACCACUACGCCGGAUACUUCCCAAACCGGCCGUCUAUUGCAAGGACAAUGAUGCCCACUGAGGAUCCAUCAGAGGAAGAGUUCAAGAAUUUCUUGGCCAAACCUGAGUUUGCACUAUUGAAGUGUUUCCCUUCACAAAUUCAGGCUACUAAGGUGAUGGCCAUAUUGGAUGUGUUGUCGAACCACUCUGUGGAUGAGGAGUACCUUGGAGGUGAGAUUGAGCCAGCUUGGUCUGAGAAUCCAGUCAUAAAGGCAGCAUUUGAGAGGUUUAAUGGGAAAUUGAAGGAGCUUGAUGGGAUUAUUGAUGCAAGGAAUACAGAUUUGAAUUUGAAGAACAGAAGUGGAGCAGGAGUGGUACCCUAUGAGCUAUUGAAGCCAUUCUCAAAACCUGGGGUCACAGGACAGGGAGUUCCUUACAGCAUUUCCAUUUAAGACUUGGGUUUGCAUGGUUAGCUUUUGGUUUACUACUUCAAUAAAUCACAGUAUCUUCAACAAAGAUAUUAUUAUAGGAGCAGAUGAACUACCAAUUCACGUUUCCUAGAGCAGAUUUGAGAAGUAAUUAUUUUUGGUGUGAGGAAUAAAAUUCUUUAUUGGCCACAUAUAAAAAGAAAUCAGUUCCUGACA
This is a messenger RNA of Macadamia integrifolia, 2941 nucleotides long. RefSeq names its product linoleate 13S-lipoxygenase 2-1, chloroplastic-like. The record is from RefSeq and is a predicted model, not a curated record. Gene Ontology annotation, molecular function: protein binding; metal ion binding; oxidoreductase activity, acting on single donors with incorporation of molecular oxygen, incorporation of two atoms of oxygen. The transcript has 9 exons. Bases 44 to 2749 code for a protein of 901 amino acids. Lineage: Eukaryota; Viridiplantae; Streptophyta; Magnoliopsida; Proteales; Proteaceae. Gene Ontology annotation, biological process: lipid oxidation.